AUGUCUGUUCCAGAAAAAUCCAAAGACGAUGACCAAAUCAGUCUAAAAAAGUGGAGCGGCGUUGGGCUGUGGUCGUACAAAAUUGAAGCGGUGACGUGUUCGAUUUGCACGCUCAAGCUCUCUGAGCCUUGUCUUACGUGUCAGUCCACGCACACGGCUUGCUCGGUCAGUACUGGUGCGUGUAAUCACGCCUUUCAUUCCCAUUGCAUCGAGCAUUGGCUCAAGACCAAGCCGGUUUGUCCCAUCGACUUUGGCCCUUGGGUUUGUGACAGCACUGAAAUCAUUCCCCAAAAACCCGUUGACAAAGUAUGA
Entamoeba invadens IP1 is the source of this 312-nucleotide messenger RNA. RefSeq names its product RING-box protein 1B, putative. Lineage: Eukaryota; Evosea; Mastigamoebida; Endamoebidae. The coding region runs from base 1 to 312 and encodes 103 amino acids. Gene Ontology annotation, biological process: protein ubiquitination; ubiquitin-dependent protein catabolic process. Gene Ontology annotation, molecular function: cullin family protein binding; zinc ion binding; ubiquitin protein ligase activity. The record is from RefSeq and is a predicted model, not a curated record. Gene Ontology annotation, cellular component: cullin-RING ubiquitin ligase complex; nucleus. The transcript has 2 exons.